Messenger RNA from Aspergillus tanneri, 831 nucleotides. RefSeq names its product oxidase ustYa family protein. Gene Ontology annotation, biological process: mycotoxin biosynthetic process. NCBI's taxonomy places the organism in Eukaryota, Fungi, Ascomycota, Eurotiomycetes, Eurotiales, Aspergillaceae. The transcript is spliced from 4 exons. Bases 1 to 831 code for a protein of 276 amino acids. The record is from RefSeq and is a predicted model, not a curated record.
AUGCCUCUAAAUGAGACCAGUGUAAGUCUAUAUUCGGACGAGCUGGAUGAUGUCAAGGCAUCAUUUCUUGUCCCUGAUAGUACAUACUAUAUAUUGCUGAGCGAGCACAAAGAACGAGAAAAGAAGCUUAGCAGGACCCUAACUGUCCAGUGGGCACUGAUUGGAGUCCUUACCUGUGCUUUAAUUAUCAUUCCCUUCUCACUAAGAUAUGGACGAAAUUAUUGGAUCCCCGAUGAACUAUAUUCUCCUGCACGGGAUGUGAUCCGAUACAAGACUACUGUCUUUGACUCUGGAUUUGAGCGCAAAACCAAGUAUAUGGGCCCACCUACAGAAGAGAAUGAGCAAGCAUGGGAGGACCUCUAUCAAGCCGGUAUCAGCAUAAUACCAAUAGACCAAGCUGCAAAGCUUCCCAACAAGACAGUCCCGAUCCAAGAAGCGCCGGGGUAUUAUGUCGUGCAGCUUGAUGUCUUCCACCAGCUCCACUGCUUGAACCAACUGCGUCUCAAGAUUUGGGGCUCGAACCCUGUCCACAGCGGAGUCGCAGUCAAGAGCAGUACAGACAACAGUACAGACUCAGAUCCUCUGGGGCUCCAGGAAAUGGACCACUUGGACCACUGCGUUGACUCGAUCCGCCAAAGUCUGAUGUGUUCGUCUGAUAUUUCGGCGAUUAUUUGGAUCUGGCAUGAGGAGAGUCAGGCUACGAGACCUCUUGCGAACAGCACCCACACUUGUCGAGAUUUUGAAGCUGUGCGCCAGUGGGCUUUGGACCGCCAGGCUCCGGAGUGGGAUGAGAGCAUCCAUGUUGCUGAUCCGUUGAAGGGCGAGAAUUAA